AUGGUGUCUAUUGAAGAACGAAUGGGACCCCGGUGGUCAAAAAAGGAACUUCAAAUCUUCUUCUCUGGUCUAUACCCUUUACAUUUAAAUAAAUUUUAGCACCUUAACACCCUAAAAACCCUAUACUCCAGUAAAACUCAAUAAAUCAUUCAAUCAUCCCAGGCAUAUCGAAAUACGGAACCGACUUUAAAAGCCUUUCCAAACACUUCGCCGAACAAGUUCAGGCUCAGUCAACAGACAAUCUUCCAUCAGUCAGCAUCCACAGAACUUCUGAUAUGAUUGAAGCUUUGUAUAUGAAAAAUAAAACAUACCUCAAUUUAUCGUCUGCAAAUCCUAAUGAUUUCGCAGCAAUCAUAGAGGACACUUACAAUUGCUACGAGGAGCGCAAACAAAUUGAAGACUCCAAACAGCAAAAUGCAUUUGACGAAGAUUUUAGGCUUAUAUGUUAUACCCCCGCCAAAGAGUCUCCAGUGUCUCCUAGAUAUGAUGAAGAAGAUAUAUAGAAGUUUCCUAUGUUUGGCGCUGUAAUGCCGAUAAAUUCUGAUCGGAAUUUAUCGGUUGGUUGCACCAAAUCAAUGCCUUGGUCGGACCAAAAAGCGAUUUGGUCCGACGAACUUGGAAAGCUCCUGGGAAAAUGUCUGCGCUUUCAGCGCUAUAUAGAGGAAACCUCUAUACCUCCUUAUAAAGGCUGGCUAUUAUUUUUUUUUAAUAAUAAAUUAAUUUUUCAGCUCAUAAAACUAUAUUAAUAGGUAUAUAAGACGUAAAAAGCUUAAAGCAUACGAGAAAACACCUUCAAGUGCAAGGAAAACUCCUAAUAAAAAACCUGAAGGAGGUGAAAUCCUUUCUAUGCCAGUUGACUCAAGUUUUUCUCACAAUGUAAGAUUCAAGGAUACCAACUACUCACGAAGGAGCUUCCCAGAGUUUGUUUACUCUCCAAGUAUAUAUUUAAAUGAUUACGCGCAGCAAACAGGAAAUUUCUAUGAUAUUUCACCUAAGUUUUUGAACUGGUGCAAAUUUGAGUGGUUUUAUUCAUAUGUUGAUUAAUAAUUUUACAAAAAAAUAUAUAUUCAUUUAAUAUAAAAUUUUAAAAAUUAGCCAGACCCAUGUUGAUAGAGGAUUUUUUUCUCAUAAUGAAUUUGACGAAGCUUCAAAAACCCUGAAUUUAGGGGAAACUAUGAGUAUGUACGAAAGCAGAAUAAUCAAGUCAGCCUUAGGUAAACCAAGAAGAUUUUCUCCAAAUUUCAUCUCCCAAGAGCGGCAAAAAUUACAAAAAUACAGAGAAGCAAUAAAAGUCCUCCAGCAAGGCAAAGUCCUCCCUACAAGCUAUCAUGAUAUGUUAGUCUAUAUAAAGCUCAACCCCGGAAAUGUAAGUUCAAGGCUUAUGGUCGGCCAAAAAGUCCUCGCAAUCCACCCAGGUACCGGGGAUUUACGAAGUGGCAGCAUUUUAACUUUAGACUCUAGCAGAUAUCAUAUACAAUUUGAUAAGCCUGAACUUGGUGUCAGCUUAGUCUCUGACAUCCAGCUAGUCCCUCUUUUUACAGGUGAAGAAAACCGAGACAGGCUUUUUUCUCAUGACGCCCCUCAAGCUUCAUUUAUAUGCAGACCUUUACAAGAGCGCGAAGUCUUGUCGCCUCAUUUAUUCACUGAAAGAUUUAAAGCAGGGGUCAAUAUCUAUGCAAUGGCGUUUUUAUUGAAAUUAUUAGAAAGAAAAGAAGCACUUAUUGAGCUAUUGAAGCAGUAUAAUUAUGAAUGUGUGAAUAGAAAGAGGGAAACCCCAGAUUGGAAGCCAGAUUCUGAUUUUCAGCAGCAAUAUGCAUGGAUUGUAAGAAUUAUGUAGUGUGUAAGCAUACAGGCAAUCAAUACAAGUAUAUCAAAAGUAUUGGAAAUUUUUAGACUCAGGUCAACACCACCAGUAGCGAUACAUACAAUGCCAUUUCAGCCUGUGACGCUGCCGCAUAGGCCUGAUGCUGAUUGUAAGGCAGAACAGCUAAAAGUGGCAGCUUAUGCACUUGUGGGGGAGCAUACUGAUGAAUUGAGGCAAAAGAAUUUUUCUGAGCCGGAAUUUCAAAAAAUGCAGGAGUCGCUUAAAAACGGGGUAGUUUUAUUAAGCUCAUUGGAUUUAUUAGGAAAAGAAAAAGACGACAUGCUUGUUAAAUGUGUUGAAGAAAGCUUAUCGUCGUUGUCACCUGCAUGUGAAAGUAACAGGGAAAAGUAUCAUGAACUUUGUAAGCUUGUUGCAGAGAUUAAAGGAAGUCUUAGCAUUUAA
This is a messenger RNA of Blepharisma stoltei, 2266 nucleotides long. The record is from the annotation of a GenBank genome assembly. NCBI's taxonomy places the organism in Eukaryota, Ciliophora, Heterotrichea, Heterotrichida, Blepharismidae.